CUUUAUUUAAAUAUAUUCUCCUCCAUUGCCUAUCUUUACGGCACAUUAUUCCACUUCAUCUUGUUUUACUAUUUCAUUAGUAUUAAUUUUAUUUAUUAUUAUUAUUAUUAUUAAUCAUGCCUGAAAAAUCUUCAACUUCUUCACCAUCCAUAAAUACAUCCACAACAGCAACAACAGCUUCUACUACCACUUCGAAUACCACCAAUAGUAACAAUAAUCAUAGUCCUUCAUCUGUUCUUAUUGGCUUACAAAUCAAAUCUCUCGAACAAAGAACUCAUUCUGUUACACUUCCUCGUAAUUCUUCGGUAUUGGAGCUGAAGAAUGAAAUUCAAGCAACUUUAGAUGUGGACAGCGGCCGACAACGAUUGAUUUUUCAAGGCAAGGUACUCAAAGAUGAUAAGAACUUAAUGGACUAUGCUAAUUUGGACGACGGCAAAGUAAUACAUUUGGUAAUUCGACCUUUGGAUGCACCACAAAAUCCUAUGAAUGAUGAACCACGACCAGCCAAUCGUCGUAUAUUUGGAAAUAGAAAUCGACCUUUCCCCUCUAUAGCAAGCCGACUACCUUUGAUGGAAGGAUACACUUUCAUUACACUGGAUGCUCAUAUAGGCGAUCCUGCUGAUCAUGGAUCGUUCCUCUCUUCUAUUAUGAAUGGUUUGGCUGGAGCGAAUCCUUUUAGUGGAACUCAAAAUGGAAGAAAUACAAGAUCAACUACUGGUUCAAAUACAACAUCCAACAAUGCAAAUAAUGGACGACAUCAAACUUCUACUACGACGAGUAUAUUCCCAAGCUUUUUGACCAGAUCACCAUUUGAAAUUCGACGAUCGCUUGACAAUGCAUCUAACAGGAAUGGCAACAAUAACAAUGAUAACAACAACACAAACAAUAUCAACAAUAACCAAAGCACAACUAACACCUCUUCAGAAUCAAGACAAUCUAUGCAACCACCUCGUCUUCCAUUUCCAUCAUCUGUUGAAAUGCGAUUAGCACGUACUAUGGCCUAUAUUCGCAAUGUUCGAAGUAUUCUAUCAGCUCCUUUAGAACAGCAAAUGAAUCAAAUUCCAUAUACAUCGGCAUCUUCACCUGAUUUUAUUCAAGAAAUUCGAACUACUCUUCGUGGGGAUGGUAACAAUUCGCAGACAACACAAGUUGGUAUGGUGAUGAAUGAAUUGGCCAAUCUUAUGGAACAAGGUACACCUUGGUUACGAGAAACCGCACGGACGUUACAAGAUGAAGGAUCAGCAACAGGGCACGAAGAAAAUGCAGCGUUAUUCCGAAGAGUCCUUCGAGCUGCAAGGGUUAUUCAGGGAAUAAGUUUGAUCAAUCAUUUCUUGGGAUCAGUAUUAGCUAAUGCAGAAAUGGAUGGACGACGUGGUAGGAAUCAAGAAUCAACAUCAUCAUCACCUAUUUUUAACUCUCCUGCAUUUGAAUCAUGGUUGACCCCAGAUACUUCCAGAAACAAUAUAUCAUCGUCAACAACAUCAACAGAAGACACACGUAUGGAAAAUUCAACUGAAGAAGGUCCUUCUACUAAUGGUACAAGUCAAAGAGGAAUCAAACGUAAACGGGAAAAUGAAGAUGAAGCCACUGACAAUAAAGAACAUGGAAAAGGAAAAGGAAAAGAAACCAAGGACAAGACUGAAUAGUAUAGUAUUCCCCCAACAUUAUGUAUUAAUGUAUAUUGUUUAUAUGUUUGACAUUUAUCAUUGUACGUUAUUUUAUUCUACCCUCAUUAUUUUUUUUUUCUUUUAAUUCAUGGGAGACCAUUAGAUAUGUUCCUACCAUCGUUUUUUUUUUUACAACUCUUAUUGGAUUCCGUUAUAGUUUUAUAUUUAUGACCAAAAAACUUCCUCUUUCCCUCCACUUGUAUGUAUAGAAAAAAAAAAUUUCAUCAUUGUUACCACUUCCACCCC
Molecule: messenger RNA, 1913 nt
Organism: Halteromyces radiatus
Lineage: Eukaryota; Fungi; Mucoromycota; Mucoromycetes; Mucorales; Cunninghamellaceae
Exons: 8
Coding region: 117-1646 (509 amino acids)
Cellular component (GO): BAT3 complex
Molecular function (GO): misfolded protein binding; polyubiquitin modification-dependent protein binding
Source: RefSeq, a predicted model, not a curated record